AUGAAGAUCCUCCUCAUCUUCACCCUCUACCUGAUCUCAGAUCCGUGUUGUUUGGGGUCAGAGACUGUGUCUGGUUAUCUGGGAGAGACGGUGACCAUCAGCUGUUCAUAUCCAGAGCAGUUUGAGAGAAACACCAAGUUCUUCUUUAAACAAAACCAUCAAUAUUUUACUGAAAAGAUCCGAAACUCAGAGACCCAGAGAGACAGAUUCUCCAUCUAUGAUGACAGAAGCUCUAACGUUCUCAGUGUGAAGAUCAGGGAUGUGAGAGAAGAUGAUGGAGGGGUUUAUUUCUGUGGAGUGAAUGAUGGAGGACAGCAGUUAUUACUCCCUCUACUCAGAGACUCAGCUACAGCUCCAGGUUCCUCUGACAUCAUCAUCAUCAUCAUUGUGUGUGUCUGUGUGGCUCUGCUGCUGAUUGGAGGUUCAGCACUGAUCUACUACAAACUGAGAUUCACCAAGAGUCAAGGCUCCACUCCUUCAUCCAGAAUGGAGCUUGAAGAACAAGGGCCCACUUACACCACUAUUAGUUUCCAGAAGAACCCAGAUUCUCCUACUGUUGCUGCAGUUCCCUACAGUGAGGAGGAAUGUGCUACUGAAUACUCCUCUGUCAAGCACCACACAUGACUGAAAUAUCUUUAAUCACUACUAACUAGCAACUUACUGCGAAUGAAUGA
Messenger RNA from Pygocentrus nattereri (red-bellied piranha), 674 nucleotides. RefSeq names its product CMRF35-like molecule 5. The record is from RefSeq and is a predicted model, not a curated record. The transcript is spliced from 4 exons. The coding region runs from base 1 to 624 and encodes 207 amino acids. NCBI's taxonomy places the organism in Eukaryota, Metazoa, Chordata, Actinopteri, Characiformes, Serrasalmidae.